Messenger RNA from Fraxinus pennsylvanica, 1632 nucleotides. The record is from the annotation of a GenBank genome assembly. Lineage: Eukaryota; Viridiplantae; Streptophyta; Magnoliopsida; Lamiales; Oleaceae.
AUGGCGGAAGAGGCGGCGGUGGUAGAGAGGAACGGCGAUGAUCAGAGUGAGACCAGUGAUUACACUUCGGAAGACGAGGGGACGGAGGACUACAGGCGCGGGGGAUACCACGCUGUGCGAAUCGGUGACACAUUCAGGCACGGCCGAUAUGUAGUUCAAAGUAAGCUUGGCUGGGGUCAUUUCUCCACCGUUUGGCUCGCUUGGGAUACACACAAUUCGCGGUACGUGGCUCUUAAAGUUCAAAAGAGUGCGCAACAUUACGCUGAAGCAGCAAUGGAUGAGAUCACUAUAUUAAAACAGAUUGCCGAGGGAGACCCUGAAGAUAAGAAAUGUGUUGUAAAGCUUUUGGAUCACUUUAAGCAUUCAGGGCCAAACGGGCAGCAUGUUUGUAUGGUUUUUGAAUACUUGGGUGACAAUCUUUUGACCCUAAUUAAAUAUUCGGACUACAAAGGAAUUCCUCUUCAUAUGGUUAAAGAAAUUUGCUUCCAUAUUUUAGUGGGAUUGGAUUAUUUGCACCGGCAUCUAUCAAUCAUACACACGGACUUGAAACCAGAGAACAUAUUACUUCUUUCGACUAUUGAUCCAGCUAAAGAUCCAACAAAGUCAGGUGCCCCUCUUGUCUUACCAUUCAGUAAAAACGAGAUCCUGUCUGAUUCUGGGACUUCUAAAGAUGCACAGAGCUCAAAUGGUGACCUGACCAAGAACCAGAAAAAGAAAAUCCGAAAAAAGGCUAAGCAAGCAGCCCAAAAGUGUGUGGGGAAGGAAGCUUCUGAGGAUGCUGAGCCAGAUUAUGAGGCUAGUAGUCCUGAAGAUUCUCACAAUGAUGAUAAAUCCAAUUGUAAGUCCAUUGAAGAGCAGACCAAUAUGAAUGGAGUGAAGGAUGCACGCGAAGGAACUAAGCUUAAUAGGAGAGGUAGCCAUUCUACAAGGCAGAAGCUAUUGGCUGAGAUUGACCUAAAUUGCAAAUUGGUAGAUUUUGGAAAUGCUUGUUGGACGUAUAAACAAUUCACAAGUGAUGUUCAGACAAGACAGUAUAGAUGUCCAGAGGUUAUCCUAGGAUCUAAGUACUCAACAUCAGCUGAUAUGUGGUCAUUCGCUUGCAUUUGCUUCGAGCUGGUCACCGGUGAUGUUCUUUUUGAUCCUCACAGUGGUGAGAACUAUGAAAGAGAUGAGGAUCAUUUGGCCCUGAUGAUGGAGCUUCUUGGGAUGAUGCCGCGGAAGGUUGCCUUAGGUGGGCGCUAUUCCCGAGAAUUAUUUAAUAGAUAUGGAGAUUUGAGACAUAUACGACGAUUAAAAUUUUGGCCUCUGAAUAAGGUGCUCAGGGAGAAAUAUGAGUUUUGUGAGCAAGAUGCGAAUGACAUGGCGGAUUUCCUGGUGCAAAUACUCGAUUUUGUGCCAGAGAAAAGGCCAACAGCAGCACAAUGUCUUAAUCAUCCAUGGAUCUGUGCAGGUCCUAAGAAACUCACCCCUUCUAUCUCUCAACUCCAUGCAAUGGAAAACGGUUGUGCAGAUAAGAAGGAAAAGGGUGAAAGGGAGGCUGUGGAGGUUGGAGUAGGAAACAUUGCUAUUGAUGGAGCACCAAAACCAAUUAAAGAUUCUCUGCCUACAGCAAACCCUCCAAAACAGUCAUAG